This is a messenger RNA of Sabethes cyaneus, 8837 nucleotides long. RefSeq names its product afadin (gene cno). Gene Ontology annotation, biological process: signal transduction; regulation of protein localization. Gene Ontology annotation, molecular function: cell adhesion molecule binding. Gene Ontology annotation, cellular component: adherens junction. Lineage: Eukaryota; Metazoa; Arthropoda; Insecta; Diptera; Culicidae. The transcript is spliced from 18 exons. The record is from RefSeq and is a predicted model, not a curated record. The coding region runs from base 881 to 6970 and encodes 2029 amino acids.
UUAUGUUUUACGAAUUUAGUGUUCAAGUGUAACUAAAGAGUGAUUAGUGCUAAAUGCGAUAGUUUUGCUCUUCGAUACUUUGUUUUCCACGUCUAAUUUCGCGAAAAUGCGGUCUAUAAUUUGAACGUUAUUGAACCAUUGCAUAUUUUGUAUGUGUAUCGUCUUUUAUGCUAUGCUAGUUCUCACUCUCGCACUAUGUUUCUCAUGCCCGCGUUUCCAGCUGAAAUCAGGUGAAGAAUAACAGCAGCAGCAAAAUUACAACGUAAACAAUAAUAACAGCAACAUCAUAUUUAAAGGAGAAGGAAUCAGAAAAGCGAACGACACAAAAUACGAAAAUACCGUCACACUUAUACACGUUCGAAGUCGGUGCGACGCAUUUAGGUGGAAUCAGUGGAAUUGAAUUGAACGAAAAAGGUGUGUUGAAGAGUCAAUAGUGAUAGUGAACGAAUGAAAGCAAAGCAAAGUGAUAAACAAAAAAGGUUGGCCAAAGAAAAACCUUCGGAAGAAAUGCAACGAAACGGAGUGCCAAUCCAUCGUAUAUGCUAGCUACCGAUUGUUGUAGUCAAAAGUGAAAUUGCGCUUGUGUGCUUGAUUGUUGGUUGCAUGGUUGGGUAAUUUGCAAACUACUGCGAACGAAGUGCAUAUAUUUCCAAUCACACAUCUGAAACUACAGCUGGCUUAAGGAUAACAUUACCGAUCCUGUAUUCUGAGAUAUUUUAAGAAACGACCGGUCGAGAAGUUGUGUACUAAUUAGAUCCGUUUAAAGACUCUGUCAUCCAUUGUCAUACAAAUGUCUCGCGCCAUCCAGCAUCCCUGGGCGUAGAUCAAGCCUUGUGCCGCAACCCGUUGCCGUUCCUUCGGACUAAAGCCGCAUCCUUCUAUGAUAAUGUCAAUGAAUGAAAAACGAAUGUUAGACCGAGAAACGCUCCGUUCUGUAAUCCAGCAAUGGAAUACGGUGCGACUGGAUAUUUUUGCUCUAUCAGAGCCGAACGAGAACUUGGAAUUCCAUGGCGUAAUGCGGUUUUACUUUCAAGAUGAAGGACAAAAGGUAGCAACCAAAUGUAUUCGUGUGGCUUCUGAUGCAACUGUAUCCGAUGUUAUCGAGACCUUGAUAGAAAAGUUUCGUCCUGAUAUGCGGAUGCUAUCCCUGCCAAACUAUGCGCUUUAUGUAGUACAUGCAAACGGCGAAGAGCGCAAGUUGAAUCCCGAUGAGAAACCCCUGCUGGUUCAGCUCAAUUGGCACAAUGAUGACCGGGAAGGACGCUUUUUGCUGAAGAAUUGCGCUCAAAAAACAAAUACUCUCGAUAGCAUUACCGAUCAGCCUAGCUUCAAACGGAAGCUCUCGAAGCGGGAAAAGAAAGAACAAAAGAAGAGGGAAAAACUUUCCAAAUUGCAGUCAAGUGGAGGUCCAGGUUCAGAGAAUCAUGUUGCCGAAAAACUUUAUACAGAAUUGCCUGAAACGUCAUUCACCCGGUCUAUCUCGAAUCCGGAGGCGGUGAUGCGCCGUCGAAGGCAACAGAAACUCGAGAAAAAGUUGCAGCAGUUUCGGUCACGUGAUGGAGGUCCCGACACCGGCGGGACGCUAAAAAUUUACGGUGAAAGUCUAUGUCGCGAUGUGCCUUAUAAAACUUUGCUGCUCUCGAUACGGGACUGUGCUCAAGCCGUAGUUCGAGAGAUGCUCUCAAAGUACGGCAUGGAUAAGGUAGACCCGCUGCAUUACUGUUUGGUACAGGUGAACAGCGAUGGGUCGGAAUAUAUUCUGGACGAUGAUGAAUGCCCUUUGUCGAUAUUGAUGAACCAUCCGACAUCCCGAGGAUCCAUUAUGUUCCAUGUUCGCCGGCGACCAGCUGAUUCUCAACCGCGGAGACGAAAGAAAAAACCGCUGGGCGUUUCGAAUGGUGGAGGGAAUAUGAGCGGCGACCGAGAAGGUCCGAUGUUGAUCGAAAUAACCCACAGCGGCGACGGUGGACGGCGAGUUAAGCUGGGUAGCGAACCUAUCGAGGUCGGUUCAGCGAACACCAAUGCGCUGCAACUGUUUGGACCGUCCAUUCAGGCGCGACACUGUCUAAUUUCACUGCACGAUGGCGUGUGUACUGUAACACCCCUGCAUGCCGAUGGAACCACUUUUGUUAACGGCCAUCACAUCCAGCAGCCUACGAUAUUACAUAACGGUUCAGUGGUGAUGUUUGGACGAGUAGCAUCCUAUCGAUUCGUGGAUUCUCCUUCUGACGGUCGUUACAACCUGGCUCUAUCCCAGUCGCAGCUUGAUUCCGCUUGCUUAUAUGAAAGCAGAUCGCCCACCUCACCUACCUCCUGGAAUGAAGAGGAAAGCCGUCCUAUCAGCCCGGUAAGUUCGGUGCAACCAGUUUCAAACCAGAAACUGACCAGCUACUUGGAUUCAACCGAUGGCGGAAAAUUGCUAGAUCAACAACAAAUAACCAAGCCACCAUCGUUCGAUAUUCAGCAUAGUAUGCAAACGUCUACCGUACAAUCUUCGACAAUGCCAGGAAACGUGAGUUCAUCUCAUUCUCACAUACAUCAAACGCAAAACUUACUUAUGACCAGCGUGGAUUCAGUGGAUACAGUAUCGACUGUUGGUGGUGUAGCGUUAAACGAUGACACCAAAAGUAUCGCUACUGCUGAUUUCAACGAGAACGAUAUUGGCAAUACUGAAACAGAGACUAAAUCGAUUUCUAGCUUGAAAUCUAUCGGAUCUACACAAGACAGGAUCAGCACAUUCCCAAAGCUGCAACCAUCGCAUGCGGCGGCAUCCAUUUCAAAUGAGCCCGGUGGUCAGGAGCCGAUACUACCCGCUGUUCUGGAGUUUCCCGAGCAGCACCAGGAAGCUUUUCUGCAGGCUGUUAUCAGUGAACUGGACGUCAAUUCGCCAAAUUUUAAGCUAGCCCCAGUGUACACACUUUACCUUUGCGCCAGAUACCGCGCCUCCACUCACUAUCGUCCAGAUUUACAACCAACCGAACGUGCCCACAAGUUAACAGUAUUCCUCCAUCAUGUUGCCAAUCUGAUCCAGAACGUUGUUCAGGAGCAGUACACUGAUGCCAAAAUUUUGUCGUUUUGGAUGGCCAACAGUUCCGAGUUUUUACAUUUCCUUAAAUCUGAUCGUCACAUAUCGGCCUUCAGUGUUCAAGCGCAGGAAGUCCUAGCUGAGAGCGUCCAAACAGCAUUCCGAAAUUUAGUGUCAAUUUUCCAUGUCGAGCUAUCGCAAACGCUUAACCAGUUUCUAUCCGAAAAUAUCGACCAUGAUUCUGCAGCUGGUUUAGUGCUUUCGGUGUUAGGUUCAGCGAUGGCUUUAUUGCGACGGUGCCGAGUCAACGCUGCUCUUACGAUUCAACUUUUUUCUCAGCUAUUCCACUACAUAAAUGUGGUAUGUUUCAACAAGUUUGUCACGACGUCGCACAUGUGCACCAGUGCCUGGGGUAAAGCUUUAAGCGAACGACUUUCACUGCUGGAGUUAUGGGCCGAAAAACAAGGCCUAGAGCUGGCGGCUGAUUGCCAUUUGGCCAGAAUAAACCAAUGCGCACAGUUUCUGCAGGCACCAAAAACAUCUGUAACCGAAGUUCAGCAGCUGGUGUGUUCUUGUUUCCGGCUAAAUUCGCUUCAGAUGGCUGCACUGCUCUCACAGGAAACUAUUCCGCGUAACCUGAUUGAUGCCACCGUGCGAAUGGCUGAAUCGGUCGCCGACGAAUUGAGCCGAGCGGAUGGUCGAGAAAUUCGGUUAGAAGAAUCGCCCGAAUUGCAUCUGGCACUGCUUCUACCGGACGACGGGUUUAGCUGCGACGUAGUUCGAGGUAUUCCUGCUGGCUUGGUCGAUUUUCUGAGCCCGUUUCAGAUGGCCAACAUGUGCCGGCUUGCCUCACAACCCACCAGUAUCGGACUAUGGACUGUGUAUAUGCAUCAGUUUAAUGGUCGAUCACCAAGUGUGAUGUCCAGUAAAUUACCAGAAAUUCAGAUCAUAAAGCUGCACAAAAACGCAAAUGGUAUGGGUCUGUCGAUUGUGGCUGCUAAAGGAGCUGGCCAGGAGCGCCUAGGAAUUUAUAUCAAAUCGGUGGUGACUGGCGGUGCAGCAGAUUUGGAUGACCGAUUGCAAGCUGGUGAUCAGUUGCUGGAGGUAGAUGGACAAAGCUUAAUCGGUAUCACCCAAGAGCGAGCAGCCGAUUACCUGGUACGCACCGGACCGAUUGUAACAUUGAAAGUGGCAAAACAAGGGGCCAUUUAUCAUGGGCUCGCUACCCUGCUACAACAGCCUAGUCCAGUUAUACAACGCGGAUCUUCAGCAAACAAAUCUCGCAGCAUCCAUAACCUAGCGGGAGGGAGCAGUCAAGAUCAAGGAUUUUAUCAAAAUCUUAGUGUUUAUCGUGCACAGAAUCAAAGUCAUCCCAACUUGGGCGAAAGACCUCCUAUGCCAUUACAAACAUCACUCAAUUCACCGGGUGCAUCAAUUAGCAGUGGAAAUAGCAGCCUGCAGCAAACACAGCAGCAGCCGCUCCUAAGCCGUCCAGCAUCUGCCUAUUUUAAUAGCAAUAAUAAUACCAAUCCAAAUACCUUAUUGUUAACAACACCAACCAGCUCGAUGUCGUACGCAAUGCCUAACCAACCGCAGCAUCAGCAAGCCAUCAGUACUAAUAUAUCACACCCGAACCUCACCGCUGCUGCCGGUUCUGGUACGAUAAACAAUCGUUUCCAAAAAAUACAGCAACAGCACCAACAACAGCCCAACGGAAACAAUUUCGUGCGCGAAUCACAAGGACAACAAAGCCUCCGAUUGAAUCAAAUAAUGGCCCCGUCGAUGCCCAAUAUCGCCCAUUCCUUCCAACAACAACAAUCGACGCAGCAGCCUCAUCAGCACUCGACUCAGCACCCUGGUGGCCUAUCAGCGAGUCAGAGCAUGCAGAAUGUCAAUAUGAUUGCAAGUGGCGGCAUUGGCUACCAAAAUGCCAGCCCAAUGAUGUCACCACAAUUGUAUCUGAAUGAACAACAACAGCAGCAACAACAGCAAGCCUCGCUACUUCGCGGUCAAGCGAAGAUAGCAGAGAUGAAUGAGCUGAUCAAACGACGCAAUCAACCUGCACCUCCGCAGCAGCGUCCCCAAAAUCAAGAUUCUUCUAUGAUGCCAUCCCCCUCCAUGCCGCAGCAGCUUAGCUACAGUGGUACUAGUCCUCAUCCAAGUACUCCACUUGCUUCUCAUAAGCAGCAACUGCCUCCAACGACAGCACCGAAACCGCAUCUACGUCCUGGGACAUCAGAUCAAGAACACCCUCCUUUACCUCCAACUAAUACACACCCUCUGUUCAAAACUACACCAGGCACUAAUACUAGUUCCACCAUUAAUGCGUACAGUUCAUCCGAUCCUCCAAAAGUUGGUUUCUAUCCAACAGUGCCACAGCAGUCUAAAAAUAUCACUCCGGGAAGCAAUCCUUGGGAACGAGAAGAAAAGGAAAAAGAAACGGAAAUGCGCCGGGAACAAAUGCGGGCAUGGAGGGAUCAGCAAAUUGCGGAGUUACAAUCUAUGCCUCAGCGAUCGCUCCAGCAGGAUGAACAGUUGCGCACGCUGAUGCUCGAUCGUGAUUUCGAAAAACGUGCUAUGGAGGAGGAUGCCGAUUUUGAUAAUGAUUCUUCCCCCUAUGGGAAAGACUCCUCGGGAGUUCAAGAAGUAUUAAGACUUACACAACCGCAAAGCACAAUUUCGGCACCGUUAACCAAGAUGAAGCAAGUCGACAUUAAGCCUGCUCCGACGCAGGGCUCCGAAACAGCUUAUAAUGAGGGUCAAUCUACAAACACCGUAGCAAACACUAUCGCGAGUUUCCAGCAGCAGGUCGCUUCCGCUAGUGCAUCAAUUCAACCGAAGAGCAUCCUUAAGCAUAACAAUAGUACUCCGUCAUCUCCCUCAAAGAGUACUGUAAAAUCAGCUAGUUUCGCUCAUCACGAUAAGCAGCUUAAUCUCAGUGAAAUCACAAUGAACAACACCAAUGCAAAUCAGAUGCUGUCUCAAAUGGCCAUUGAUAUGGGCCAAAUGAGUCUGAUCGAUCAGGGAGAAGAAGAAACUACCGAAAGUCAGUCGAAUGGUUAUCCUCAAGAUGCACUUAUUAAUGACCUUCAAGGGACGGCCCCUCCUCCACCACCUCCAGAACGUAAUAGCUCAUAUGUAAUAAUGUCCCAACAGCAAAAGAUUCGCAACAGUGCUACAAAGCUAACAUUUAACAACACAAACAUGAUUAUGACAGACCAUCAACAACAACAACAACAACAACAACAGCAAAAUAUCAUCAAUAACAACAGUAAUAACAACAACACACUUGGAAGACACAGCAACAAUCUCUUGACAACUGCUCCAACAUCUGGGGCUAUACUGCCUAACUUUGGAAUAACACCCACCCUAGGCAAUGCUCCGGUAAGCUCGAGUAAUAGUAUCAAUAACAACUACAGCGCUGCUAGCCUGGCUGGUGCCGCAUUUAGGGACAACAAGCGCGUUUCGUUCCACGACGAGGAUGCCGCUGCUAAUCUACUAAACAACAACAACGGUGGCGGAUUUUUCUCCGGAAACACCAGUAACAUUGGAAGUAGCUACACUGAGGCUGGACAUUUAAUAGGCAGUAGUGGAACGACAGAACAGGGUGCAUUGGGAACCAUCAUGGAGCGGCCAGAUCCUGAUCGCUUCAUUGAUGAGACCAUGCCUGCCAUGCUGCACACACCUACUACGCCUGAGGCGGAAAGUUGGAAUAUUCAAAUGCAAGCCACUCCAGGUGUGAUUGGUGCGCAAGAAGUGUAUCGUGAUCCCCGCACUCGUCGGCUAGCCGAACAACAGCAAAAGCAAAAAUCCGAACCAGUACCGGAGAAGUUGUCCUUCAAAGAGAAAAUGAAAAUGUUUGCACUAGAAUCAGGAGAGAACAAUACGCCGAAGGAUAAACUUAAAAUUUCCCGCGCCCAGCGUGACAUCGAUGCCGUGCACUAAAAAUCGAAGUUUAAACGUAUAUAAGUAGAGUAAAUUUCCUUCAGACUCUAUAUAAAUAUUUGGUGUGAAACCAAACGCUAUCAAGAGAGUAAGAGUAUUGUAUUUGUUUUAGAGUAAAAAAUUGAAAAGUUAUUUUUAAGUACUUUAGGACAUUACGCGAUUAUUGCGUAAAUCGGUUAUUUUGUAUACAUUUAGUUGAAUCAGGAGCAUUGGUUUGUAAUGACAAACACGUUAGGGAUUAUGGUGCGCAUUUUGUUAUUAUUUUUUUAGAAGUGUUUAUACGAGGAAAUUCUUACAAAAUGAAAAAUAAACAGACAGCUCUAUCUUAUUACUGUAAAACGAAACUAACGUCUCUUGAUGUAAGACCGGCAACAUACGGAUUAACCCCUCAAUUAUGGUGAUUAGGAAAAACAUGGAAGUGAUAAGCUCACUAGUAAGGAACCCAUUGGACCAAAAAACAAGAGAUAUAUUAAUUCUUACAACUUUUGCGCAUAUACUAGACGUGUUUUAUUGAAAGAUGUGUAUUUCAAGCAAAGGCGUAAAUAGAUAAUAACUUGUAUAAGUAAUAGGCUUUAUUCCCACAUAACAAGUGUAGCAAACGAAACUGUGGUAAAGUGUGGAACAAGUACAGAGAAAUACCCUUUCUACAAACAGAUGUUGAAGUGAUUCGUAUCGAAGUCCUAUUUUGACUAGAAUGAUAGUUAUUUUGUAUCACAACUGUUUCAAAUAAGUGACCUAAACAACGCAUACGAGAGUUGAUACGAGGAAGUUAUAAUGUGUACUUUGCCCUACCCCAAUUAGCGCUCAUAGACUACCCAGAGUGCAAUGCAUCUUAGGGUAUAUGGUCAAUUUCCCGAACCUCACUUGAAUUUUAAUGUUUAAUAAAUAAAGCUAUCUUUAACAUUCGCUAAAAUAGUCACAGACACAUUGUGUGAUUCGAAUACACAUUUUAUACAUGUUUACAUUUAAGAAAUCACUGUAUAGUACUAUAGAGUAUGUUAUUAAAAUGUUUUCCAACUUUGCAUUUUAUGUUUGAACAGACCAUAAAACGUGUGAACGCAGGUAAACAUGGAAAGUAUGAAAUAGAAACAAAGAAAAACAGUACAUUUAAGGAAUGAACGUUGAAACGAUUAUCUAGGUAAAUACUAAAAUGUUGAGGAAGUAUAAUACAGUAUAUUGUUGCAGCAUUUUAAGAAUAUUUCUACAUUACCCUAAAUGUCGGCUAUAUGCAAGUCUACUAGCAAAAAGUUUCUAGCAAGUUUUACCCGAUUCUAAUUCACUAAUGAUGGAAUAGAUAAUACGCAGUAGUACGCAUUUUUCAGCAAAGUAAAUAUUUUAAAUCAUUUUACACGAAGACAACAAACAUACAGACAUAUUCUUUAAUAGUAAGAGUGUUUAUUGAUCAAUAAUACACAACACGCGAAAAACACUUAGCGAUGCACAUGCGAUUCAAGCAACACAAAUGUAAUACAUUUUCAAUAUUUAUCAGAUGAUAGCGUAUAAUAACUCAUAGUAGAUUUUUAAUAGGAUUUAGAUAAACACAAUAACUAACAUUCACUACUUUAACAGAAAAUACAACAACCAUACAUAUGUUAUUACAUUGGUUUAUUUGAGAGAAAAUUCAGGAUUAUGAGUGAGAGUGACAAGAAAAACAAGUACGUCCUAAUUCCCAGCACCUUCAGGUAAUGCAUCCAAAUACGGUCGGUAUUACAUUGGAGUGGUUCGACUGAACACUGAACAAGGCUUCGAGCCGCAACCGAAUUACGCGUAUCUGUAAAUGUCUAGAAAUGGAAUAUAGCAGAAGUAAAAGUAUUUUUUUCAAUUUUGUCUCCUCUAUUCGCGAUUUCUACUAAGACGCUUGAAAAUA